Molecule: messenger RNA, 5558 nt
Organism: Drosophila subobscura
Lineage: Eukaryota; Metazoa; Arthropoda; Insecta; Diptera; Drosophilidae
Gene: flz
Product: serine protease filzig
Exons: 8
Coding region: 293-5341 (1682 amino acids)
Biological process (GO): proteolysis
Molecular function (GO): serine-type endopeptidase activity
Source: RefSeq, a predicted model, not a curated record
UUCGAAAACAUAAAUAAAACAUAAAAUACAUAAUAAUUGAUAAGUUCUCGAUUCGCGAAUCGGUUCGGUGCGGAGAACGCGUUCGUUGCCCAAGUCGUUUGUUUAGCUUAGCGGUUCAUUGAGGGCGCGCUGUUACGACACAAUUGUGUGUGUUUGUGUGUGUGUUUUCGCACUCCCAUUUCGAAAUAUUCCAAGCGAAUAGUACAUAUAAUAGGCCAGAAGCGUUCUAGGCCAGAACUCCCCGAGCAGCCAGUGUCCAGCCAGCUAGCGAGCCAGCGAGCCACCAACAAACAUGUUUAAGUGGGUUACGCCGGCCACAGCGGCGACAUUGUCCCGCACAAGAACAGCAACAACGGCAGCGACAACCAGAACAGCGUCAGCGUCAAGCACAACUGCAAGAACAACAAAACCACAACUACUUUCCAUCGCUUUAACAAGUUUAAUAAUAAUAGCCGCAUCAUUUGUGCCGACAACAAGUGGAUUUAGAUCAAUUGAAACGAACGGCGCUGGACGAAAGCUGUUUGGUGGCUACCGCAUCACACCCAAGCACUGCCGUGCCACCAAGACGCUGCCCAGCUCCGAUCCCCGAUCGAAUGGCCCCACCAUCUGCAUGUUCAAUCACGAGUGCGCCCAGCGGGGCGGCGAGGUGGUGGGUGCCUGCAUGGACGGCUUCCUGUUUGGCGCUUGCUGCCAGAUUCCAGCCACACACGAGCUGGCCAGCACGCUGAUCAAUGAGGCGCAGAACGCCUACUUCCAGCAGCACCAACACCAGCAGCAGCAGCAGCACCAGCACCAGAAGCUGCAACAGGCGGCAGAGUCCUCCUAUGAGCAGCACCAGCAGUCGCUGAACAGCGCAGAGCAAACGGCAACGCAGCCCUCUCAGAAUAUCUACGAUGAACAGAACCUCAACAAGGUCUAUCAGCAGUUGGGCAGCAGCAGCAGCAGCAGUCCGAGCAGCACCAGCCCCAGCAGCCCACCCAGCAACAGCUACAGCGUGGAGCUGCAGCAGGACCCAGAGCCAGAGCCAGAGCCGGAGCAUCCCCAGAACGAGCUUGUCUAUGGCAGCAGCACCUCCACAGAGGGAUCCACACUGUCGCAAUCCUCGUCCUCUAGCAUAGAGUUUGAGCAGGAGCCAACUGUUCAACAGUCGCCAGCUAACGAUGAGAUCAUCUCGAACGCUAACAAUGCCCAGAAGGUGCACCAGCAACAGCAGCAACAGGAAGAGCAACAGCAGCCCAUUCUGCCGCCCAAUGUUCAUGUGCACAAGCACUCGGUGACCAUCAACUCGCCCUCGUCGCCGCCCCAAAACGAUGAUUUUGUGAUGCAGGUGCUCAGCACAUUGCCCCCCGAGCAUGCCGACGAUCAUCGCAUCUUCUUCACGACGGAGGUGCCCAUGAAGAUUGCCAGCGGCCUGCAGGAGCAGACCAGCUCGGAGUCCAACUCCUUCGAGGAGACCCCAUCCACGCCGCCAGCCGUAAAGAAGCCCACAGAGAAGCCAAAGGCCAAGCCCAAGCCGAAACCUGUGCCGCAAUUGGCGGAGACGAUGAAGCGACCCAUACAACAGCAGCAACAGCAGACAGCGAAACCUCAAUCGAAGCCUAAGCCGAAGCCUGCGAAUGCGCACCACCACAAUCAUUUGAUCCUGGAUGGCGGAGAGUUCACCCACAGCGACAUUACCCAUCCGGGUGCCGAUGCCGAUCUCGUCGAGGAUCUGCAAUUCUCCACCGGCUACGGACCACAGCCUGUAUACGCAGACCCGCCACAGCAGCAGCAGCAACAUCAGCAGCAACAGCAGCAACAUCAACAGCAGCAACAUCAGCAGCAACAGCAACAGUCGGAGGAGCAGAGUUACAUCUCCAAGCGACCAGCGGCAGCAGGUCAGACUCAAAGUCAGGGCACCACCGUUUCCUCGAUCACCACACACGUGGACUCCAUAGAGUCGAUCAUCCUGCAGCUGAACAACACCAGCCACGGACCCAGCUACAAUGUGGUCAGCCAGCAGACGCCCUCGUAUGGCGACUAUCCAGGCCAGGCCCAGAACGAGGCUACAGCCGAGGCAAUCACCGCACAGCCGCCGCCAGCCAGCUACUACCAGGAGAGCGAAGCCAGUGAGGCGGAGAAGGGUCAGGACUACGGCUACACGAGCACAGUCAGCUACGAUGCCACCUACGACAAGGUGUCCGAUGAGCAGGAUGCCUCCGCUGCUGCCAGCCAGUCUGCCGAGUCGCCCACAGCGAGUCCCGCCUACGGGGAGGACACCUCGGCGGUGUUUGAGGAUCACACGAUGCCCGCCAAUGGCUACCACGAUGCCAUGGCUGAUGGGGCGCACCAGACUUCAGAGUUCAACAAGAUGCCCGUGCCGGUUGUGGGCAUUGCCUAUCCCGUGGACAUGUCCUACCUGGAGGAGGAGGAGAACGAUGCUCCAGCUGGCUACGGACAGCAGAGCAGCGGCUCCUACGAGGCCAACACCGAGUCCAACUACCAGAAGCUCUCCACCGCAGAGACGGAGCAGCCACAGCCGCAGCCUCAGCCCGUGCCCACCUACGUGCGCCCCACGACAAAUGCCAACAAGCCGAACCGUCCCGUUGCCUCGUACAUUGGCAUGGUGACCAUGCAGCACUACAACCAACAGCAGCAGCAGGCAUCGCUGGGCGAUCAAUACCAAUCCCAAUCCCAAUUGCAGCCCCAGGUGCCCGCCGAGGUGUCUGUGUCCUCGCACACCACCAAGGUGCAGGAGCAGUAUGACGAGACCUCGCACGGCCAUCAGCCGCAAACGACGACACCUGUGGCACAGCGACCGCAGUACGAUGAGGUCCUGGAAGAUGCCUCCUCGGAGCGACCCGUGCUGAUCACGGCCAGUCCCAGACCUCGCCCCAAGCCAAGCACAAAGCGACCGGGCGUGAAGCGACCCAUCAGCCAGGAGAGUACCAAAAAGAAGCCACUGCCACAGGGCAGCUACGAUGCCGAGGAGUCACCCAUUACGCACAUUCAGAUCAAGAAGCCAUCCUCCAGCUACAACAAGGAGCAGGAGACGGAACAGUCUGGCUACCCGAGGCCAGCAGUCGCAGGAAGCAGCUCCUCGGCACGUCCUGGCAACAAUUAUGAUCAGCCAGAUCCACCCUCGGCUCCGGCCUCCAGCUCCAGCUACGAUCAGCCCGAGACGUCCAGCUACGGCCAGAUCCAACCAGAGGCUCCACUCACACAAUUCGAUCAGCCACAGCCGCAGCCAGCCCUGAGCUACAAUGAGCAGUCGGUGGCCAGUUCGCCGGGUCGCCAGCCCUCCACAUCGAAGCCCGUGGCCACGAGCUAUGUGACGGGGCCCAGCACGCCCCGUCCGCCCGCCACCGUCGACUACCACUACGACAAUGUGCCGCCGCUGUUCAUGGCCGACGACAAGUUGGACGCAUUCAUCCAGAGCACAGCCGAGAACAUUGUGGGCUCCACGCCUGGCAACUAUCAGCCCCCGCUGGUGGCCACCGCAUCGACGCCCGCCUACGCACAUCGCCCCACCAGCAGCAGCGGAGCAGGCAGCUACGGAGGCCACAAGAAGCCCACUUUCGUGCAGAUCAAUGGCACACCGAGACCGCCACGUCCCACGGUGCUGAUCACGCCCAAGCCCUCGGGCUCUACCUCCUUCGUGUACAAUCAGAUAGUGACCCGACGACCGGCAGGUGCUCCGGUUAGCUCCAAUGACUUCGAGGAUCCCGGCUACUUUGGCGGCAGCCCCGCGCACGUGUCCUUCACGCAGUCCACAGCGUCGGAGUCUCCCUACCCCGCACCCUCCGACGACAAGCCCGCCUUCCCGGGCUACUUUGGGCCCACGCCUUCGUAUCCUGCCUUCUCGGUGCCCGGAGAGAAGGUGGGCCCCAGUGCGAUGGAGGAGACGUACACCUCGCCGAACGACUUUGUCAACUUCCCGCCGGUGCGCAAUCCGAAUCUGAACAUGUCCGCCGCCUCCAGCGCUGUGACCAGCGACGUGGAUCUCUCCACGCCCGCCUUUGUCGAGGAUGUGGUGCUGAAGGACAAGAUGCACACGCUGGUCCACAAGCUGGUGGCCUCGCUCCAGGGCAACUUUGAGGCUCUGGCCGACAUGAUUGAUGAGCCAACGGGCAACAGUUCGGCAGCCACCUAUCAGGCGGGAGCUGGAGCUGGAGCUGGAGCUGGCGGAGCAACCAUUGCCACCCGCAAGCCCACGCGUAAGCCCGUGCGAGUGGCAUCCACGGCCAAGCCCAAGGCGACCACCAAGAAGCCCGUGACACGAGUCUCCACCAAGGCGCCCAACAAGAAGGCCUCGGCCAGCAGCACCACCCGCAAGCCGGGCACCCGCCGCACCACUGUGGCACCACCCAAGACGACUGUCAGCACCCGGAAGCCGGCAGCCUCGAAGAAGCCCACGCGACGCGUCAGCAGCACCGUAAAGACGACCACCGUGAGCUCGGCUCGGCCCGCCGACGAUGAGAUUGUGGACGAGGAGGACGAGGAGGAUGUCAAUCCGAAUCCCAGCGACAACGAAAUCGAUCAGGGAUCGACGCUCAGCUCCUACGGCGGAGCGAAUGGCCGCAAGAUCCAGUGCGGCGUCCGACCACAUGUCAAGUCCGGCCGCAUUGUGGGCGGCAAGGGCUCCUCCUUUGGCGCCUUCCCCUGGCAGGUGCUGGUCCGCGAAUCCACCUGGCUGGGCCUGUUCACAAAGAACAAGUGCGGCGGUGUCCUGAUCAACAGUCGCUACGUCGUCACCGCUGCCCAUUGUCAGCCUGGCUUCUUGGCCUCGCUGGUGGCCGUCAUGGGUGAGUUCGAUAUCUCUGGCGACUUGGAGAGCAAACGUUCUGUGACCAAGAACGUGAAGCGCGUCAUUGUCCAUCGCCAAUACGAUCCUGCCACGUUCGAGAACGACUUGGCUCUCCUCGAGAUGGACAGUCCUGUGCAGUUUGACACCCACAUAGUUCCCAUUUGCAUGCCCAACGAUGCGGCGGACUUUACGGGACGCAUGGCAACCGUUACCGGCUGGGGGCGACUCAAGUACGGCGGCGGAGUGCCCUCCGUGCUGCAGGAAGUGCAGGUGCCGGUUAUCGAGAACAGCGUGUGCCAGGAGAUGUUCCACACCGCGGGCCACAACAAGAAGAUUCUCAACUCGUUCCUGUGCGCCGGCUACGCCAACGGCCAGAAGGACUCCUGCGAGGGUGACAGUGGCGGUCCGUUGGUGCUGCAGCGUCCCGACGGGCGCUACGAGCUGGCUGGCACCGUUUCGCACGGCAUCAAGUGCGCGGCGCCAUAUCUGCCCGGUGUGUACAUGCGUACGACCUUCUACAAGCCCUGGCUGCGCAGCAUAACAGGAGUCAAGUAAGGAGCUGCCAGGGGAGCAGCAGCUACAGCAACAUUAGGGGGCAGCAGCAUCAGCAAGUGUAAAUAGAAAGUAGAGUUUAAAGAGUUUUGUGGACAAACGCGUGACUCAGACUGUUAAGCACCCACGUCGCAUUCACCAUUCUAUCCCCCGUCUCCUUCUCUGUGCAUCUUCUAUCCUCAUUCCAUUAGUUUAGAGUUGAAACGAGAAACGACAGCGA